AACCUGGGCCAAGUGGCGACGGGUCGACAGUUCCAGUGGGACGACCCAAUAACCCGUCCAUAAUUAUCACUGGGCUAUUGUACUUGGCUGAGUUGAAACUUUGAGAGACAAGAUGCGACUAAGAUUUCCAGCCUAAAUUAACUCGUCAAAGAUAAAGCAAGUAUUUCUUUGGCCAACCAGUAUAAUCAAAUCCUACAAAAUGUCAUUGGGAUUCAUCUUUCCCCUUCUACUUCUGGCAGUUGCUGAUGUUCAAGUUCAAGGGACUUCAGCUUGUGAGACGCUCCCAUCCACCAUUCAUAUCAUCAAAGAAAUCUACGCUGCGAAUGGACAGAUGGAAAGGACAUGCGAAGGGGAGGUUGCCGUGAGCAAAUGUGAAGGAAGUUGCGCUUCGAAAGUUCGACCGUCAGCUGUAUCUCAUUCUGGUUUCAUGAAGGACUGUCAAUGUUGCCGAGAAUCGAAUCUUCGUUCGAGAGAAAUAACGUUGACAAAAUGCUAUGAUCAGGACGGGAAAUUGUUGACGGGGGACAAGGAGACAUACGUUAUCUCUCUUAAAGAACCAGCGGAUUGUCGCUGUUAUCGAUGCGGGGAGUCAGCCCAAAUACGAUAAUCGUUUAUUUGGACUAUAUAUGCUAAAAUAAUGUACAUACUCGCACAUUGACACUGGACUUUGAAUACUAUUUCUAGGAUGUUCUCGGCGCCCAUACCCACAUCCAUGCAUACGAUUCCCUGUAAUAAUAAUAAUUUAAUGUAUAACUAACAUACUAAUAAAACACGUUGCUUGCUCGCUUAUAA
Messenger RNA from Folsomia candida, 792 nucleotides. RefSeq names its product partner of bursicon (gene Pburs). Bases 200 to 607 code for a protein of 135 amino acids. NCBI's taxonomy places the organism in Eukaryota, Metazoa, Arthropoda, Collembola, Entomobryomorpha, Isotomidae. The record is from RefSeq and is a predicted model, not a curated record. Gene Ontology annotation, cellular component: extracellular region; bursicon neuropeptide hormone complex. Gene Ontology annotation, molecular function: neuropeptide hormone activity; G protein-coupled receptor binding. Gene Ontology annotation, biological process: G protein-coupled receptor signaling pathway. The transcript has 5 exons.